Molecule: messenger RNA, 3594 nt
Organism: Pieris rapae (cabbage white)
Lineage: Eukaryota; Metazoa; Arthropoda; Insecta; Lepidoptera; Pieridae
Product: diacylglycerol kinase theta
Exons: 19
Coding region: 591-3470 (959 amino acids)
Biological process (GO): intracellular signal transduction; lipid phosphorylation; diacylglycerol metabolic process
Molecular function (GO): ATP-dependent diacylglycerol kinase activity
Source: RefSeq, a predicted model, not a curated record
GGUGCACGCGUGUGACACGUUUUUAAAUAGAAUAACCGGGAAUACUUUUAACAUCUGUCGUAUACAGAUUUAGCGUAGUACAAGCUUAAACUCGAAACUCGGCAUAACACUUCAUUGAACUUCGCUGGUGAUCAACAGGCUAAUGCCCUCAAACUAUUUUCAUCUGUUUACUUUGGCAGGGUUGCAACCAUUACGUGCCUCAUAAACCUGUAAUACUAUUACCGAAUGGAUUUGUCAAGGCGAUGUGUGUUUUUUUUAUUUUUUUUUAAAUGGCAACACCGAGGAGGUGGUGCCGCGCGGACUGCAAGCGCGUCCGUCAGUUUUCUCGUUCGGCCCCGCCCCGAGGCUAUUUAAAUAUAUCGUGAUGCGUGACGUAGGUACGUCAGAGCACCGCUAAUACGUUUCCUUGAUCGCCGCUGCCCUUCAUAGUAAGAACCUCGUCUUUAUUGACAUGCAAGCCAAAAUAGCGCCAUUUGUUUUGAGGCGGAUGUGAAAAGGGCGCGAAACAUAAAUAGUGUUGCUAUAUGUUGCGUUUAUUUUAAACGCGAUUUGCUGGAGAUAUUUUGUUUUUCUUCUAAUGAAUAUUGACAAUGUCCUGUGAGAGUUUAGUAUCACAAGUAUCCACGAUAUUUUGUUCAGCAUUGCGCAGGCGAGCUUGGUUUAGGUGGUGUCCACAGAAACUGUGCAACUUCAUAGUGCACGAGCGAUGCGUCGGACAGGUGGUAACGCCGUGCUGUGGAGUGGCGCCGAGCCUUAUAAAGAACCCAGUGGCUCACUGUUGGUCAGAGCCGACCCACCACAAACGGAAAUUCUGUACGGUGUGUCGGAAACGACUUGACGAACUACCAGCUUUACAUUGUAUGAUAUGCGAAUACUACGUCCACGGAGAAUGUGUGGACUUCGCGGCGGCAGACUGCAAAGAGAACGCCACAUACUGCGCGGGCAGCGAACCCCGGCAUUUCCAUCACUGGAGAGAAGGCAAUCUGCCUGCAAACUCCAAGUGUUCGGCGUGUCGAAGGGCUUGCUGGUCAGCCGAAUGCCUCACCGGCUACCGCUGCGAAUGGUGUGGCAGUACUUGUCACGCAGGCUGCCGUGCGCUAAUAACAGAAGAAUGCAACUUUGGAACAUUACAACCGAUCUUCCUGCCUCCGUCAGCGGUCUCCAUCCCGCGCACAGAGGUGCCCAUGGAGGCCAUCAUAGGCGUGCACGUGCGGCCUCCACCCUCGCAGCGGGACUUCGGUUGCCCGCGGCGGCGAAGAUGGACCCCGCGGUUGGUCACCCUGGCGCGGAGGCUGCUGCCUGCAUCCUGCACGCCGCACCAUGGCGCUUCGCCCCCGUACUCUAGAGCUCGCAGCGUCAGUGAGGAGUUCAGUUCAGGCUGCGAGGGCCGGUCAGGGUCCGGUGGAGGGUCUACAGGCGCACCUGCGGACCAGGAGCACAAACCUGACCACAAACAGCAUAGAGAUCGAACGCCAGACGAUAGAGAUGAAGAGGUAGUGAAAGUAUACGACGGUGAAGCGGCGUGGUCACGUCGCUUGUACCGUCCAGUCGUGGUCGGGAGGAAUUGGAACGAACGGGAGCUCGUAGCUGCGGCCCUAAGAGCUUUCCACGUGGCCCGGGAUCCAGACCAGUUCGAACUGACAGAUGCUCUGGCGGGGGAAGAGCCGCCCCUGAAAGACCCAACGCCGUUGGCUCGCGUCACGCGGCUGCCGAACAAGCGUCCCGCUGUAUUCCUACGGUUUAAAGAACCAGAAACUGGGGGUGGAGAAGUGCGAGUGUACCCGGGCCGAAUAGCGGGUGCGGGUGACACGUUCGUAACUGUACCGUGUACGGGGGAUGAGUCCGUUGCUGACCUUAUGGCCUCCGCCUUAGAACGGUUCGGCCUGGACCCCUCCUCUGCCACGCAGGACUACCGCUGCUCUGAGAUUCUACUGGAUCGAGGAGUGUCAGAACGUGUGUUAGAAGAAGACGAGCGGCCGUGGCGGAUUCUAGUCCGCCUGGCGCGCGAUUCGGUCCGGCGAAUGGAGCUGGCGCGGUUUUAUUUACAACCGCGUCGAGACCCGCACGGGCCGACCUUAGCUUUAUUUGUUGCUUCCUUACCUCCUGGCCUCUCGGAACGGAAUUACGAGACUAUACUUGUAGAAUUUUUAGGUGCAGAUAAUAAGUUCACAUCAAUCGGUCCGAUUUACUACGAGUACGGGUCGAUGGUGAUCACGUAUGAGGACGCCAGUAAGGCAGUGCGCGCCCUCUACGCGCUCAGAGAGGCCAAAUAUGAAGAUAAGCAUUUAUUAGUGAUGCUGCUACCGAGCAUCGAACCUUCCAUGGUCCCGGCGGGGGUGAAGCCUCUCCUAGUGUUCGUGAACGUGAAGUCCGGUGGUUGCCAGGGCCUGGAACUCAUCUCCUCCUUUCGGAAACUCCUCAACCCGUAUCAAGUUUUCGAUUUAGAAAACGGUGGUCCGUUACCUGGGCUGUACGUAUUCCGUCAUAUUCCUAAUUAUAAGAUACUGGUGUGCGGUGGAGACGGCACUAUCGGCUGGGUUCUGCAGUGUCUCGAUAACGUGGGGCAAGACUCACAAUGUUCCAAUCCUCCUUGCGCCAUUGUGCCCCUGGGAACAGGCAACGACCUCGCCCGUGUCCUCCGCUGGGGCUCCGGUUACACUGGUUGUGAAGAUCCCAUGUCCUUGCUGCGUGACGUCAUUGACGCUGAGGAGAUCCGGCUCGAUCGCUGGACCGUCGUCUUCCAUCCUGAGGACAAGCAGGACGAACCAAAAGACCUCUCCAAACAGACCUUACCCGUGUUCACCUGUGUCGGGCUAGGUUCCCAGAGCGAGGACAACUCGCAAAUCCUGGUCAUGAACAAUUACUUUGGCAUCGGGAUCGACGCCGACCUCUGUCUAGACUUCCAUAACGCGAGAGAGGAGAAUCCAAACAAAUUCAAUAGCAGGUUACGCAAUAAGGGUGUGUAUGUAAAGAUGGGUCUUCGUAAGAUGGUGGGUCGCAAGAUGUGCAAAGACCUUCACAAGGCUGUCAAGCUGGAGGUGGACGGUAAACCUGUCGAGCUGCCCGCUGUCGAGGGAAUCAUCAUCCUAAACAUUCUUAGCUGGGGCUCGGGUGCGAACCCGUGGGGUCCGGAGAAGGAUGACCAGUUCAACAAGCCCAACCAUUGGGACGGCAUGUUGGAGGUGGUUGGCGUCACGGGAGUAGUUCACCUUGGCCAAAUACAGUCCGGUCUGAGAGGCGCUAUGCGAAUUGCACAGGGCGGACACAUAAAGAUCAAUCUCAAAAGCGAGAUCCCCGUACAAGUUGAUGGGGAGCCAUGGGUGGCUGCACCGAGUGAAGUCGUCGUACUCAAAUCCGCACUCAAGGCCACUAUGCUGAAGAAGCGCGCCAAGGUGCGGCGCCGCAGCACGGAGCCCACGCUGGCCCCCCCCGCCCCGCCGCCGCCGCCGCCUCCACCCCCCGAUUCCUGAAUCUGGCUCAGCGAGCGCCUCAUCUGACCGGUCUCGGGCUCAAGGCCGGCGGGGCGUUCGCUUCGUCAGAUCACGUGUAAAUAACACAUAUAUAACUUAUUGAAGAAUAAAUUUAUAGUCAUUA